AAGUUGAGUGCAAAAGAAAUGAAGUACAAUGAAAUCACACACUUGAGCCAUCCUCGACACAAACUUAGAUUAAACUACACCAACAUCCCAUUCAAAUGCAACGGCUGCAAAGAAAUCGGAAUCGGUUCCCACUACAACUGCUCCUCCUCAUGCGACUUCGAUCUCCACACUCACUGCGCUAUCCCCAAACCUUCAAUUUCCCAUCCGUUCUACACCGAGUGCUCUUUCCAGUUCCUUUCCCAACCCCCGGGGACCAUCGAACGUAACUGCAACGCCUGCGAGAAACGAGUGACGGGUUUUCUCUACCACUGUCGAAAGUGUGGCUUCGAUUUGCACCCAUGUUGUGCGAGGCUUCCGAUGGUUCUGGUUGAUGAUCAUCAAGGGAAAGUGAAGUUGAAUUUGUUCGAGAAAGUGAGCUCUAAAUGUCAACGUUGCGGAAAGAAAGGGCAGAGCUGGAGUUACAGAUCUAGUUGUAACAGGUAUAGUCUUCAUGUGGCUUGUGUGAAGGAGAUGCUUGUGGAGAGAUGGCAUGAGAAUGAGAUUACAAGGGUUCCAUUAAACUUGAAGGAGAUUCUUCAGAUUGACCAUGAUAAAGAUGAUGAUGAUGAUGAUGAUGAUGGUAACAAGAAAGGGAAGAAGAAGAAGAAGAAAGGGAAGAACAAGUUUUCUGAGAUGGCUGGGAUUGCUUUUCAGUUUAUUCUGUCGGCUAUUCUUGGUGAUCCGACUGCUCUCAUUGUUGGUGUCGUUGCAACUCUCGUCUCUAAAUCCUAACUUAUUAAUUAUUAUCUACUUAUAUAAUUAAUUACAUGUAUUUCUUAACCUCAUAUA
Molecule: messenger RNA, 828 nt
Organism: Impatiens glandulifera
Lineage: Eukaryota; Viridiplantae; Streptophyta; Magnoliopsida; Ericales; Balsaminaceae
Exons: 1
Coding region: 19-771 (250 amino acids)
Source: RefSeq, a predicted model, not a curated record